AUGAACAUUUAUCUUCUUCGUUGCUUCACCGGACCACUGCAUCACCAAUCGUUGUCUCCCCUGGACAUCGUCGCCUGUUCAUUGGCUUACUUUAAUCCAUAUGGUAACACUAUCACCGCUUGUGCCGCUACUGCAUCUUUGUUCCAUACCCAGUUCGACAAAGAGACCACCACUACAAAGCUUUAUGUGAUUGUGGAGCCUGAUAACGAUCCACUACAAAAAUUGGGAGAUUCUUCAGUGGAGGUCUCUGAAAUAAAAGGUAUUAUCCGCAAAUGGGUGUUCCACAAGAAUUUGUGUUUUGAUUUCAUCUUGAAUCUGUUUCGAUUUUCGUGUUGUCAAUCCCUUUACAGAUCACACCAGUUUACUCACCGGUUCAAGGGCUUCUAUAUCUGUCAUAUGGAGAUUAAUUGUCAAUGCACAGUAACAAGCUACCCGUGCAUCUUCUUCGGAAGUGGAGUCGGAAUUUUUCUGGCUUCCCAAAUUUCUGAUGUGGGUUUCAACUGGAUUCGAAACAUGCUCUGGCGGUGGAGGCUGAAGUUGUGGCAGCGGUUAUUGAUCAGUGAUUUCCCAUUAACCCAAAUCUGGAGAACCCUAAAACCUAAUAAACCAACAAGGAAAACGUCGACAAUCAUCUUGGGCCUUUGAUUUAUCUAAGUUUCAGCCUUUGAGUUAUCUGGUGCAGAUGUAAAGAGAUGAUGAUUAAACACAACUGAUUGAUCAAGAUGAAAUUAGGGGACAACCAAUUUGGGAUCUGACGAGAUGCACAGGAGUUGGAGAAGAUUACAAAGAAGGAUGACGUGGUUGAUGAACCAAUUUGAGUGAGACCCCAUUUAAUAUUUAAUAAUUAUAUAUAUAUUAAAUAAUGGAAAACUUCAUAAAUGGUUCCUGUGAUUGUGAAAUGUCAGUUAACGGCCAAAAGCUAACGGAGUUAGCGAAAAGGACUAAAUGUUAAAAAUUUUGAAACCACAUGGACAAUCUGUGAGGUUUUUUGAACUUAGAGACUAAAUUUGAUAUUUUUGAAAACCACAGCGACCAUUUUUGAAGUUUUGUCAUUUUUAAAACUACGUCAUUAUACCAUUGCUUUUUCAAAUUUUUUUUUUAAAUCAACCCAAAUAUAGCACUAGAUUUUAAUUCUUUUCUAAAAACAACCCAUCAAGACAAUUAUAUUUUCAUUUUUUUUAAAGCAUUCCAAAUAUACUAUUGAACUUUCGUUUAUACUAAAACUACACAAAUUUGGCAUUGAACCUUUUUUAAACCUACCUAGAUAUAUCAUUACAUUUUCAUUCUUUUUUAAAAAAUCUACCCAAAUAUAGCAUUGUACUUCUAUUUUUCUAAAACUUCCUUUAUAUAGAUUUUCAUUUUUUUAAAAUCAACCCAAUAAUAGCAUUGCCCUUUCUUUUAAUGUUGAAAAUCUUCCCAAAUAUAGCUCUCAACACUUAAUUUUUUUUUAAAACUUCUAGAAAUAGCAUUGCAUUUUUAUUUUAUUUUUAAAUCUUCCCAAGUAUAGCAUCGCAAUUUCAUUUCUUCUAAAACUUUUUGGAUUCAACAUUUUUUUUAAAACUCUCAAGUUUAGUUUUGCACUGCUGUUUUUUUGAAAAGCUAUACAAAUAUAGUAUUCCUUUUUCAUUUUUUUAAAACUACGCAAAUAAAACAUUGCACUUUCAUUUUUUUUGAAACUCUUCCCAAAUGUAGCAUUGCACUUUUAUCUUAUUUUUAAAACUGCUGAAAUAUAGCAUUCCACAUUCAAUUUAUUAAUACUACAAAAUAUAGAAUUACAUUUUAAUUUAUAUAUUUUUUGAAAAUCUUCCAAAAAAUAGCAAUAAAUUUGCUAAAGCUGCUCGAUUAUAGAUAUUUGACGUUUUCAUUUUCAUUUUAUUAAAACUACAUAGAAUCAACAUUGCAUUUUCAUUUUUUUUUAAAAGCUACUCAAAUAUAAGCAUUGCACUCUUAAAUUUUUUAAACUACCCCGAUGUAGCAUUGCAUUUUCUUUUCCUUUUUUUUUUUUUAACUUGCUAGAUAUAAAUUGCACUUUCCUUGAUUUUUGAAAAUCUUUUUAAAGAUAGCAUUUCACUUUCUUAACAUUGUUUUCUCUUUUCAUUUUUUUGAAUAUCUUCCCAAAUAUAGAAAUGCAUUUUCUUCUUUAAAAACUUUCCAAAAUAAAUACUGCAAAUUAAUUUUUUUUAAAUCAACCAAAUAUAGCAUUUAAUUGAAUUAUCAUUUUUUAUUUAAAUCUUCCCACAAUUAAGCAUUGCGGAUUCAUUUUUUCUAAAACCACCUGGAUAUAACAUUGCAUAACUUUGCAUUUUCUUUUUCUUUUUAAACCUACUCUAUUAUAGCAUUGUAUUUUUAAUUUUUGAAAAACUACUUAUAUGUAAUAUAUUGCAUAUACAUACAGCAUUGCAUUAUCAUUUAUUUUUUUUGAAAAACUAUCCACAUAUAUCAUUGCACUUGAACUUUUUAUUUUUUUUUUUAAUUUUUUAUUUUUAGCAUUACCUAGA
This is a messenger RNA of Lactuca saligna, 2498 nucleotides long. The record is from the annotation of a GenBank genome assembly. NCBI's taxonomy places the organism in Eukaryota, Viridiplantae, Streptophyta, Magnoliopsida, Asterales, Asteraceae.